Molecule: messenger RNA, 21347 nt
Organism: Anastrepha ludens (Mexican fruit fly)
Lineage: Eukaryota; Metazoa; Arthropoda; Insecta; Diptera; Tephritidae
Gene: spen
Product: protein split ends
Exons: 16
Coding region: 1041-19529 (6162 amino acids)
Biological process (GO): regulation of transcription by RNA polymerase II
Cellular component (GO): nucleus
Molecular function (GO): mRNA binding
Source: RefSeq, a predicted model, not a curated record
UGCUGAACUCAGUCACUGAGUAAAUCGCGAUGAGUUUGGAUGUUUAGGACGUUUUCGUUUCGCGUUUUCCUCUUGAAACUAUACGGUAGAUUUUAUUGUAUACAUUUGUACAACAACAAAAGCAGCAGCAGCAAUUAGAAGUAGCAGCAACAACAACAAUCACCAACGCCAACAACAGCAAGAGGAAUUAUAUUAAAAACACAAAAGCAAAAUUAAUUGCGGAGCAGCAAAAGGUGAAUGGUGAUAGAAAAUGAAAUGAAAACGGAGGUUUAAACAUAAAAAGAAAUGAAAUAAUUAAAAAUCUACAUAAGGAUAUAGUGAUUCUGUAAAAAAUGAGGGAAUAAAUUUUAUAAAAAAAAAAUUAAAAUAAGAAGUUCAGUAAACCAAUGCAUAAAACAAGUAAAUAUAAUAAGAAAAUGAAAAAUAUAAGCAAAUUCAAAUUCAACAGUUAUGUGGAAAAAGUAACACUUUACGUAUAGAAAAAAUAUACUGCAAAAUAGUACCAGAUUCUACGAAUAAACAACCACAACCCAUACUAAAAAUCGCAGUUUAAUCCACUCAUGGAGGUUUUUCGAAAAUUACAUAUAUUUGGAAAACAGUCCAUACAGAACUUUUAAAUCUGCGUAACCACACUUGAAACAUUUCAAUCCGCUCCGAUAUUGCUACAAAUAAUAAAAUAAAAACAAAUUUCAAUUUGGUUAAUGGAGAAAAGAAGUUCACAUCAAUAGUAAAUAUAAAAGAUAAAAAACUGAAUAAAAUUGAUGUUAAAUAAAUAGUGAAAAUUGUGAAAAAUAACAAGAGAAUAAGUGCUGAAAAGAGUGUUAAGAAGAUUUUGAGCUGUAUACAAAUGCAAUAAUCGUAAAUCUCAAUGUGUAUGUGUUAGUGCAUAUAAUAAACCAAAGCAAAGAUUCUUAACGUCAAUUGACGGUGUUUACGAAAAAGAAUUUUACGAUUGAGGAUAUUCAGUCGUUCUCCAAUCCGAAUGGGGUGGAGCGCGCCCCUUUUAAAACAAGUCGCCUCCAUGAAGUUUUAUAAACAAAAUGGUACGUGAAGAGACCCGAAAGAUUUGUUUUGGUCAAAUACCCGAAGCGAGAUUACGUGAGGAUACAAAAAACAGAGAACAUUUAAAACGGUCUACUGAAGACGUUUCACCAAGUAAUUUCACAGAAAGGAACAGUGGCUUCUUUGAACGAAGUUCCCGCUUGGCUGCAGAUAACGAUUCUUACCUUCGUCGUUCAAAUCACACUUCGAUUGGAAAUAUCGGUAGUUAUCAAACGCCAAACAGCUUGGCAUCGUCAAGCCCCUCGUCGACGUCCAUACAAGAUUUAAGCUCUGUAGGCCCUGCUUGCUCUGGUGGUCCUGCUGUUGGUACCAGUGGCAUUCUAGACAAUCGUAAUAGAACACGUGAUCGACUUUACAAAAAUGGACCUUACACAUCUGCACAGUUAAGCGAGAGAAGUUCCAACGGUGCCACCAUCAAAAAUUACAAUCGCGCUUUGCUGUCGUCAUGGUACGACGCUGCUGCGACGAAUACGAACGGUCCUGGUGGCAGUGGCAAUGCCGGCGCCUCAACAGUAGGCAGCAGCAGCAACCACAGUUUUUACUCCACCUCAAACUCAAUCACCACACCUGCCUCCUCCAUAAAUUCGGUGAUUGCGGCAACGUUAACAGCGCAUCAGCGGAACAAUUAUUACGGCACUCUGCCGGAUGUAAGUGCGACGGCGCCGUCCACAUCAACAACAACUUUAGCUUCUAGUGCUUCUCGAAUGAAAAACCAUUCAAAAUUGAGUAGAAUUGCAAAACCAUCCCGUAUUGGCUCUGAAUCGCCAAAUAGUUCACCAACAGUAUCCUUGACUACGGCGGCGGCGGAUACGACGGGAAUGGGUGCACCUACAGCAGCAUCGACAACGGCCUCGAUUGCAAACAAUAGUAGCAGUAGCAGUUGUAGUACAAUCAGUAAUAGUUAUAACAGUAGUUUAAGCAGUAAUAGCAAUGCAAUACCGACGACACAUCCGGCUUGCAUUUCUGCAACGUUAACAUCGCAGUCACCUGUUGGUAGUCAUGCAAAUGGCAACAGUGGGAUUCUUAAUUCCGCUGCAGCAUUAGUCGAAACGGCUGCAGAAGCUGGAAGUCAGGAUUUUAGUAAUACAACGGGCAGCAAUAUUAGCACCACCGCACCCACUAUUACCGGCCCAGCUGCUACCACUAGUUGUAACACCUCUCCCCACGCCUCGUCUACACAAAACCCGCAUCAUCAACACGCAUCGCGAGCGCAUCAUAUGCAUGGAAGGAGCACGACGUCAUCGAGUCGUUCGCACUCGCGUUCACCUAGUAGCUAUAGCUCGUCACAGAGCUCUUCUUCGUCGAACGCCUCAACCCAUUCACAUGCAUCAAGCCCAGCUAGGGGCAGUGAGUCUACUCCAAGCAGGUCAGCUGGCGCGCUAGUGAACAGCUCGCGAAACAUACAAUCAGCAGUUACGACGCCGCCACAAGGUACAAGUGGAAUGGCAGGCAGUGGCAAUGUCAGCAGUAACUCCAGCAGCAGCAGUAGUAGCAGUGGCAGUAGCUCAGCGUGCAACCAAGUCAACCCAGUCGUUCAUUCCGAAGACAAUCGCCCGCUCGCUAUCUGCGUACGCAAUUUACCCGCACGUUCCUCAGAUACAUCCUUAAAGGAUGGUCUUUUUCAUGAGUACAAAAAGCAUGGCAAAGUCACCUGGGUAAAAGUGGUUGGCCAGAAUUCGGAGCGUUAUGCGCUGGUUUGCUUCAAAAAGCCGGACGACGUGGAAAAAGCACUCGAGGUCUCACAAGACAAACUCUUUUUCGGUUGCAAAAUAGAAGUUGAGCCCUAUCAAGGCUAUGAUGUGGAAGAUAAUGAGUUCCGACCGUACGAAGCCGAACUGGACGAAUACCACCCGAAAUCGACGCGCACUCUCUUCAUUGGCAAUUUAGAGAAAGAUAUAACGGCCAGCGAGUUGCGUAGUCACUUUGAUUGUUUCGGUGAAAUCAUCGAAAUCGACAUUAAAAAACAAGGCACACAGGCGUAUGCAUUCUGCCAAUAUUCAGAUAUCAUAUCUGUAGUGAAAGCAAUGCGCAAAAUGGACGGUGAACACCUUGGAAGCAAUCGAAUUAAAUUGGGUUUUGGAAAAUCGAUGCCUACGAAUUGCGUCUGGAUAGAUGGAGUGACGGAGAAGAUCUCCGAGUCGCUGUUGCAAUCGCAUUUCUCGCGUUACGGCACCGUGACGAAAGUGAUUGUUGAUCGUAUGCGGUAUCUGGCGCUGGUAUUGUAUGACCAAAUACAGUACGCGCAAACCGCUGUGAAAGAGAUGCGCGGUGCGACGUUGCGUGGCCGACGACUGCAAGUGGACUUUGCUUCCCGCGAAUGCCAGGAUGCUUUCUAUGACAAACUGGAGAAACAGAAUGCAGGUAAUCGAUUCAACCGGUACGACUCCCAAUCGCGUUCGCGCGCCUCGUCUUUCACUCGCCAUCAGAACUCGAACGAUGGGUGUUCUCCUAACAAUACACCUGGAAGUAGCAGCAGUUGCAGUGGCUCUAGUGUAACAGUAGCCAUUGCUGUGCCUGCGUUGUCAUCUGCGAUUGUCGCCGGCGUCACCGCUGGCAAUAUUACAACGUCGUCAAAUAGCUCGUUGGUGCCGCAGAACACACCCAUGUCGGGCAAUUCGACGCCAGCUCGGAGUCGUGGGUCACGCAGUUCACGACACACUGUAGACUACGAUUACUUGGAUACGCGCCGAUUCCGUUCAUAUGAUGAAUAUAGUCAAGGUUCAGGCGCUUCGCACGACGAGGAUGCCGCCUCGCAGAGCGUGUUUUCUGCUGGCGGCAGCGGCAGCGGUGGCGGUCUGCGCUCCGACUCACCACUCCUCUCCCGAUUGGGACCAAUUGUUAGCGGCAUUGCAGCCAACCCAGCACCAAGUGCGAACGAACGGGUAAGUGAAACGCUUGAAGUGACGGUGAAUAGCAGCAGUGGUCGCCGUCGUUGUGAUAAAAGUCCUGCGAAACAAAAAGGUGAUAUAAGAAUUCUACAAAAAGAACGUUCCCAUCUUUUAGAGCAACUUGAAGAAUGCCCGUCCAGUGGUGAUGAGAGUAUAGUGAGCCCGCGAAAGCGUAUCAAAAUCGAUCAUCAUCAUUCCAUGAACACUGGCAGUGGAUUGUCUCAGUCGCAUAUGUCGGAGACAGGAAACAAUGCUAGUGAUCAACAUAGAAGUAACAUAAAUUCCAACUGUGAUGCUACCGUAUAUGAUGUCUCGGCAACAGCCGGGCAACGGAAGAGUGAACCGCGCCGCCUCUCAGAUUCCAAUAAUCACCCCAGUCUCAAGUACCACCAAUCUCAGUAUCACGCGCACUCCCAUUCAAUGCAGCUGUCGUACCAGCAGCAACCAGUUCGCCGACCGUCCACUGAUAUAACGGCGACACCGGGCGCUGUUGGUGUAGGGUCCGUUUCCAAUCGGCACGGAAGCGUGAGUAGUACUGGCUCUGGAAGUGACCACCACCAUCCACCAUCACAUUCUAACCCAUCCGGAACCAGCGGGCUUUCGAAUGCGAUUGCUUGCAAACGACGGCGGAUUACGGCUGCAAGCAAUAGUGGCAGUGGCAGUACGCUUUCCUCAUCUGGCUCCACUGCGCCAUAUAAUAGUUUAUCUAAUAGUGCUGGUGGUGGUAGUGGCGCAGGAAGUGAUGAUUAUCAGCAGCAUAUUUCACGAGGUCGUGGCCAUCCAUUACAUUCCCAUCAUUCGCAUGAAGCCAGUGGCGGUGAGAGCGCAGACGGCUCGCGUCCGGGCACACCACUUUGCGACGAGCGUCCUGAAGUGUUGCCCAGCGAUCCACGGCGGGCACCACGUGAACGUCGGCAUGAGCCAUUGAUAUUACCUCUCCCGAAAUUCGGCAUUCAGUUUUUUCAUCAGUAUCGUAAUAGUAUGGCAGGCCCGACAAUUUCGAACGCCACAAGUCACAGUGGAGGCAACAUACCAGGCUACCAUCACAGCAAUAUCGGAAUGCUGUCCUCUUCGUCAAUGGCAGCAUGUAACAGCGGCGUCGGCACACACAUGUUGCCAAACACCAAUUUGAGCAGUAAUAUUUAUUCUAGUCAUAGUUCUGUGGCGACGACAGCGACGACAACAUCGUCUUCAGGUUCCUCCACUGUACCAGGGUUCCCCUUGCAUAGUCCACCUACUCGAUACUCGUCGCACUGGCGUCCGCAUCAGCAUCAUCACCAACAUAGCCACGGCCACAGUUAUCCACCGCACACGCACUAUAAUCAGCCUGUAACUGGUACAACUGGUGCGACAAUGAUUAGUCCGUUGAGGCCACGUUCGCUCAGUUCCAAUUCUAGUGAUUCGGAUGUACCAGUGCAGUCAAGUGGCAGUCCUUCAUUGGAAGAGCGCAUACGCACGCUUGAUGAAAUGUAUGAACGGUGGUCUGGCGGGGGAGCUGGAGGGGCUAGUGGUCCAAAUGUUAGUGCGAGUGCAGUUAAGCGUCAUGAUUUUGGCAGCCACGGCCAUUCUCUUUUUCGGCAUACGUUUCGUAGCACCGAACAUCAUAGUGGAACACAUCUGGCAGGUAGCAGUGUAGCAGCAUCUACUUCACGCUAUAAGUUCACUGACAUCAAUGUCAAAGAGAUUAAACCUUCCGAGAUUCUGAAGUCAGUGUUAGCAAAGAAAUCUAUAUUCGACGAUGACCUACAGCGACUGAAGAAGAACCAGUGGUAUGAGCCAUCUUCGGAUGCCACACAAAUGGCAAAGCACAUAACCGGAGUUUGUACCUCACCCGGUCUUCCCAAUUUGGCAGCCACAAAGACGCCUGUGGUUGGAUGUACCACUACAAACCCGGCUAAUGCUACGAUAAACAAAUCGUCUGGUGGGCUGCUGCAGCGAUUAAGCAGUCUUUCACCGAUGAAUUCGCCACAGGCUUCAAUAUCACCGUAUAACAGUCCUUCGCCGUCGCCUUCAGUGAGUGGUAGUUUGACAGCCCCAUUACUCACUUGUGUGACCAAAGUUGUAACGACGACUGCGGCAAGUGGCACUAGCACCGGUGUAACGACAACAAGUUCCACCAGCAUAUCGAGUGUUGCAUUGGCUACUAGCUCGGCAGCCGCUAUGAAGGGUCUGCAAUACCCAUUUCCCAGCCAUCCGCCAUUGCCGAGCACGGCCGCGCCCCCGCCUACAGCACAACCGGCUCCUCCCGCUGGACCUGCUCCAUCAGAUCUGCCGCAACCAAAAGCAGCGCAUGUGACCACAUCAGAAACAAACGACUUAAUGUUAAAUAGCUCGAGAGUGAAGGCAAAUUCGAUUACCAAAAACAUUAAUUCACCAUGGACGCCAUCUGGAGGUAGUACUGAGGAUGAGCGUGUGGUUGCGAGCACAGGUGACGGUCGUGUGCUGACCAAAUCAGUCUCCGUUCCAGGUAGUACAAAUAUUGGCACAGUGAGGUCUAUGAAUGCGCCAGCUGGUGAUGCACCAUCUCAUUCUUUAAGCCGAAGCUCCUCCUUAGGUGUAAGUGCUAAAGUGGAUGAGGAUAUUUCUAAACAUUCAAAACAACAAUCAAGUUCGCCGUCCAUUUCGAAGAAGAGCGAACGCAGCUCUCACAAGCAUAAUCACCGCAGUGAGAAUGAGAAGCGGUCUUCGAGAGGAGAGCGUGCGUCUGAAAGGCGAAAAAACUCAACAAAUUCUCAACUCUCAGUUGCGUCGACGCCGCGAGUAGAGGAUGAUUCAAGUGAAGGCGAAGAAAAAGAUGGUGAAAAAGUAGAGAAAGAGCGGAAAGAGCGAGAACCUGAUAAGGAUCGAGAGAAAGAGAAACCGUACAAAGAACGUGAACGUGAACGAGACCGAGAACGAGAGCGAGAGAAAGAUCGCCAAGAACGUGAGAAGCGUGAAAAAGAACAGCGAAAACAAAAAGAGGAAAGCGAAUCACGUGCGCGUAAGGAGUGUGAAGAACGUGAACAUAAAGAGCGCGAGGAGCGUCAACGAAGAGAACUUGAAGAACGAGAGCGUGAGCGUGAACGAGAACGGGCGGAGAAAGAACAUGACCGCAGAGAACGUGAGCAAAAGCUCGCGAAGGAGCACAAGGAGAAAGAAGAACGAGAACGAAAAGAACAGGAGCGAGAAGAGCAACUGCAACGUGAAAGUAAAAUGAAAGAAGAACGCGAACGUCGUGAACGAGAUAGAGAACGAGCGGAAUCAGAGCACGUCGAUAGAGAGCGUCAAGAUCGAGAAUUGCAUCGAGAACACUCGCGGAAAAAAUCAGAAGCUACCAGCAAAAACGAUGUCGACCAAAUCCAUACACUGAAUAAUAACCAAUCUACAAGUGAGUACUUUCUCCGCGUUACUGAUGCUGAUCGCCUAAAUAACAAAGAGAAUGCUUUAGAUGAUAGAAAAAGUCCCAUGACCGUUGAGGUUUCCAACAAACAUCACGGAAGAAAGUCGUCUCGUAACUCUCCCAUACGCUUACCGAAACGUCGUUUAAGUUCACAAGAUAGUAACCACGGCAAUUUAAGUGGCCCAACAGCAAUAUGUGAGGACCCAGCCAAACGUUUACGCAUCGAUACCCAAAACCAAUUAAAUGAAAGACAACCUUCAAAGGAAACUUCACAUUCCCACGAUCUGUCGACGAAACAGUCGAGCGGAAAACAUCAUCAUCAACGGUCGUCUAAUCAGACCAGCACUGCUAAUGCGAACAUGGCUACGGAUGCAGCUGCAUGCUCCGAAGAAAAACCCAAGUCCAAAGAACAUUCGAAUAAGCACAGAAGCAGCAAACAUCACAAACAUCAACAAAUGGCACCUCAUCAAGGCAAUACCAAAGACUCGAACAGAGAAGGUGAGGAUAAUAACACUUCAGCGUGUGCCAUCACAGCCACUACGGUGGCGGUGGCGGUAACAGAAAAAGUAAUCCAUCAUGAAAAUAUUUCGGAUCAGGAGGAUGAGAGCUCCGCCCCAACUCAUUACCAAAGCAAGCAUUCGCUUAAUUCCAGUGGUGACGAAGACACGAUGCCUCAGCUUACAACUCAGCAGAGAUCAGUAGGUGGCGGCAGUCAAUACAAGCAGCGCGAUCAUAAUGUCAGUGGCGUAAAUCAUCAUAAUCGCCAUAAAAGUAAACGGGAACAUCGCGAAAGAAAACGACAUUUAACUACAGAGUCUCUAGUGUCGGCAACUAGUAACAACUUGACGGACGAAGAACCAACUCAUAACCCAAGUCGACGGGCAUCAGGCGCGGGUUCGCACAGCAGCGAGUCGACUUUGUCGAUUCUGAAAUCAAAGCAGGAAGAUCGAAUGAGUUCCGAACGAAAGUCUUCGCGUUGUUCGGAUGAAGGACUUGUUUUGGCCCCGCCACAACAAUCACAACAUCGGCAGGGUAAUAACGCGAAAGCGACCCCUUCACGAAGAGUGAUAAUGAGUUCGGGAGACUCGGACGACUCAGACGAUCCAACAAAUAAUGGGAAAAAGCACUCAAUUUUCGACAUACCCGACGAAGGUCCCUAUAUAUCGAUGUACGAUAAAGUGAAGGCGCGCUCGUGUAAAAACAUGCAGAAGCACGAAGAGGAGAAAAAGAUCAAGGCGAAAUUUACACAACUCAAACAAUCACGCGCCAAGCGCGAGGAGAAAAAACGCUCAACUAGCUAUGAAGGUGAUUCAGAUUCUGAUUUCGAUGAACGCAAUCAACGCAGCGGCGGCAGCAGUUCCUAUAAGUCGCGUAAUCAGACAAAUCUUACAUCCUCUUCAGACGAAGGCGAUGCUACAAAUAUGGGUGCACGUCGUCGCAGUUCUCAAGCGUCUUCACAUCCACAGCGUAUGUUCUCUGAUUCUGACUCGACCACAACAGCUGAGGCAGAAGCACGUCGUAGCAAACUACAUCAUAAACUACUUCGUCUGUGCGAUGGUGAUGAGAGCACUGAAGACGAAGUACACGCCGAUGCCCGCAAAUCUAUGACAUCGUCGCCAAGUAAGCGUCUUUCCGCCAAACGAAAUUCACAUUCAACGCGAAUCGCAUCCGAUUCCGAAUCACAGUCGCAACCUGCGGGGGAUAUAAAAAUCAAGCAAGAAUUAACUGACGAUGAGGAGCGGGAUAGCAAACCCAAACUUCAGAUGAAAUCAGAAAUUCAGCAACCAGAACCCCAAGCGGAGACGGAUGAGGACGUCAAGCCAAAACAGCCUUGCAUAAAAAUAGAAGACGAGUCAAUAUUACCACCAGUCAAACUGGAAUAUAAACAUUUUUCGGGCAAUUCAAUGAUUGAGCAUCCAGACUAUGAAUUUACUUUGGAACAUUCAACUUCUAAAUCGUCACUGAAAGCCCAGCAGCAUUGUUCGCCCGAGUCCCGAAAGAAACACAAGAAAAGUAAGAAACGUCAGAAGAAUGUGUUACCGCUAUCGAAUGUCUCAACACCGCAUAGCAUAGUGGAAGCGAAAAAUGUUUUGGUUACACUUACUCCAGGCUCUUUUCAACUGAUGAACUUCAUGAGUACACCGGAGAACAAAGUAAAGACGGCACUGUCGCCAACAUACGAUCCAUUUGACGAACUGAAACGUGAGUGCUCUUCGAUAUCCACCACACCACACGCAAACAAUGGCGCAAAUGAAUUAUCUAUUGGUGAAAAGAAACGCCACAAGGAGCGCAAGGAGAAAAAGCGCGAGAAAAUGCGUAAUAUGAGCGAUGGAGGUGGGAGCAUUGAUUCAGAUAAAAUGUCCAAAGAAGAGCGACACCGCUUGAAGAAGUCGAAAAAAUCGAAGAGCCUCGAUACCAUGCGAAUGUUGAAUACAGCUUCCAAUGCAGUAAGAACGACUGCAGCUACAUCGACUUUGGUGGUAUCGGUGGCGGUUUCCUCGGCAACAUCAGCAACUCCCCUUGCAGUUACAACUCCAACAUCUGCAGCGCAGACUGCCAACUACCAGACUAUGACGGCUAAGCGCAGUGGGGAAAAAAUGGAAGAUAUAUUCGGGCCAAUAUCCGAUGAGGAGUCUCAAUUUACAGAUGCUGAGUCGAAAGAAUUGGCCUCAACAUUUUCGCUGGAUGUUAAAUAUGGUGGGCUUUUGACUUCGUCUAGUAGCAUAACUGGACCGAUAGUCUCGGCAGCCCUUAAUCCGUACAAACAGGAUCCUUUGACACCAAAAUCACACACUGUUGAAGAGAAUGAAGAGAAUAAGCAGAAGGUGCCUACUACCAUCGGUGAUGGUGGUGGCCACAUAGACCGCGAACGCCACCGAAAGGAGAAACGUGAAAGGCGGCGUAAAGAGCGUGAGAAGUCGCGUGAACAACAUGCACUCUCUGCAUUGCAACAACAGAAAGAUCAUAUUGAUGAUGAAAAUAGCGUCGAUCUUGACGAGGCAGGACGCGCACUGGAGGCCCAACUGAUGGAAGAUUCCGACAAUAAAACCACUGAAGACGCCACACCCUCCACUGCUACGACCUACCGUAGCGAUAUGACCGAUGUGUUCCGCUUUUCUGAUGGUGAUGAAAAUUCUCUCGACUCGAAUGUGCCGCGUACAGAUAAAACAGAUGCUGCUGAAGUAAAUGUUUCCUCCAAUACGCAGACGGAGGUAGGCAUUCUAAAUGCAUCUGCUUUAACGCCAUUGCACAUCAAAAGUAAAGAGAAAAAGAAAAAGAAGAAAAGGUCGAAGGAAGAGAGACAUCAUCACCAGCGUCGUGAGACUGGUACCUCGACAGCUUCACUGCAACACCAACAACAACAGCAGACUCAGCCGUCACUAGCGUCAUCCCAGCAUACCGCCAUGUCUCCACCGUCAACCACAAAACUUUCGAUUGAUGUAUUGGCAGCCAACGCCAAGCAACAGCAAAAGAUGGAGAACGAAAUGUGUAGCGAGCAGGCUGAAGGAAACUCCACGUCUACAACACACUCUCCCCUCUGUAAACCUUCGCCAAGUUUGCCAUGUCUGACAGACGACGAUAUUGACUUGGGUGUACAAACAAUGCUACCAGCAGCUAUACCCAACACUGCUGACUUGCUAUCUUUGUCGCCAAUACGUGAAAAGAAAUUGAUAAGUCCAAUACCAAAGACCCCGACUACAAGCACGGUACCGUUUGCGAACGAAAAACCCCAUACUAGCGCCUAUGACACAGCUACCUCUCCAGUGAGCUCGUUUACCCCCGUAGCGGUGACCGCUGCAUCCACACCAACAACAGUUGGUAUCGCCUUAACCAUAUCGGCGACAGCAUCUAUGGAAUCAAGCUCUACCUCCUCUACUACAGGCACACCAACGUCCACGAAAAAGAAAUCUGACAUUUUCAUACCUGGUUUCGAUGGUAAAUUGGAUGAGCAGAUCAGUGAGUCGGCGGUAAAAUCCAUUUCGGUGGAGUUCAAUACCUCCAUUUUGGAUGCGAAUGCUGAUGAACCAAAAAUUCCAGUAGAAUCACCACCAGAUCAUACCGCCAAACACAUGGAGAAAACGGAAGACACAAAAUCGCGAGUAACAAUUUCACAAGAAGAGACAGAAAGUGCUGUGUCUGCCCUAUUGGGCGAAAGUUUUGGCAGCUCCUCUAAUAUUGACUACUCUUUCCAAGAUGAUGCACUCGAAGAUGACUUGGCCGUUGUCGAUAAUACUAACGUCGAGUCAACUGAACCAGACGAGGAAGCCGCUAUUGCAGCAAAAGCUAUUGAGACGCCGAACGAGCCUUUGCAUCCAGAAGAAGAUGCCGAAGAAGUCAGCAAAGCCGUGCAAAGUCUGAGUGCCGAAGAGAUGGAUGUCAAAGUUGACACACCACAAUCUGAGCGCGGGCUACAAAUCGAUACAGACACGGAGGAGAAUGCUGAUGAAGCUGAUAGCAGUGGAAUCAGUCUAAAAAUUGACGAGUCUGCAACAUCUGGUGAUGUAUCCGAUGAGUUAGGCGACAAAGAAAAGAAAAGUGCAUCCGAAACACUGGCUGAAGAUCAAGUAGAGCAUAAUAAGCCACCUUCAGUCAUUACCAAACUGGAUGCCAAUACAUACAACACUAAUAGUUCACAAGCUGCCGAGUUGCCGGCGAAAGUGAACAUUUUGUCCCAGUCAUCUAAAUUGGAGCCGCCGACAAUAAGCAACUUGGUACAGCCAGCAGUGCAACCUGUGAAAUCAGUGCUGCCAUCUAUGGUCAGUUUGGAGGCACCCUCAACAACAAUCUCCGACUCAGCACCAGAUAGACCAAUGGCGUCCGCGAUAACCACAUUUGCCACUAGCAAAACGGCUUCACCCUCUAUCUCAACCACAACAGCAAGCAUCACCACCACUGUACAAUCGCCCACAACCGUUAAGAUUACCUCUUUGCUAUCUCCACCGGCAUCUUCUCAGCAAGACACAAGAACAUUUGUUGUAACUGCAUUGUCGAAUUCACUUGCAACGCCUCCCACCAUUAGCAUUCCAGAGCCGCCCGCUCAUUUUGCUAUACCGCAAUUAUUGAUAUCGCCCAGAAGUGGUAGCAGCGCUUCUGGUGAUCAACAAGUUCUGCUCUCGCCUAAAGGCCAACAGAAACAACAAUCACCACAAAUGCCAGGACAUCCAAUCACUGCUUACACACUCAAUGUGCGUGCGCCAUCUUCACACAGUCCGCAAAAACACACCCCGUCCAGCCGUGGCAGCACCCCAACACGACAACUAAGCCCUACUUCCAUAGCAAUGGCAGCACCAUCAUCGACGCAAAUAACACAACAUCAACAACAACAACACCAGUUGCUGCUGCAUGUUGGUGUUCAACGGCCAUCGCCAUUGCUUUCACAGCAGCAGCAACAGCAGCAGGGCCAGAUGAGCUCGCCAAAUGCAAGCUCGCCAUUGCCUACAAGUGCUGGUGGUACUGUGCAACAGUCAACAACACCGGUUGGAGGUGAUAAUAAAUUGCAUUCACCACAACAACUGCAUAAUACAGAUAGUGGAAGUACGGGAGGCAGUCUGAAAAAUCCCAACCCUUUGCCAUCGACUACGAAUAUAAAUCUUUCCAGCGCCCGCAAUCAAUCAGUGCAACAGGCGGCUAAGUCACAUAUAGACCAAAACUUAGGCACCACAGUUGGAAUGCUUCCAUUGACUGUGCAGAAAAUGCCACCGAUGCCAGCGCAUCCGACAAUCAUCAGCAAAGUAGUGAGUGUCCAGCCACAGCAGGCCCAACAGUCAACGAUGUCGCCACCGCUACCAUCUGCUCAAGCCUCUGCGAAAGGUUCCUAUAUAAGUAGCCACCAGCAAGUAACAGCUGCACAACAACAUCAGCAGCAACAGCAACAUCACCAUAAUCAUCCCCAAGCUUUGCAAUUGGCAUCACAAUCACAACAUGCACACCAACAACGCCAUUCCCCUCAGAUAAUUCAGUCAAUGCAAAAAAUGCCGACAUAUCAACAACAGCAACCGCAAUACGUGCAGCAGCAAAACUUGUUGCAACAACAGAGGCAGCAAAUACAGCAACAGCAGCAACAACAACGCCAACAGCAUCAUCAGCAAAUGCAACAGCAAAUUUUACAACAGCAACAGCAGCAACAACAACAUCAACAGCAGCAGCAAUUAAUCCAAAUGCAAAAGUUGCAACACCAACAGCAGCAACAAAAUAAGCAGAUUGCCAUAAUUUGUAGUAAUGCCUCUACAGUGUCAGCGCUUCCCCCACAACAACAGCAACAGAGACAACGCGUGCUGCCAACACUACAAAAUACUCCACAAGUGGAGCCAUUAGUCCAAUCCCAACCUCAACAGCCCCUCCAAUCACAGCAGCAACAAAUAUCAUCGAAUCGCCCAGUUACAAGCCUAGCAAAUACGACAGUGACGUCUGGCCAACAGAAUUUGGUGAUAUUACGGUCGCAACAGCCUCCAAUUACUAGCGUAGCCUCUGUGAGUGGCCUCUCACAAAACGUCAUACAAUGCACCGCACAAACACCACAAAAACAGGAGCAAACGACCGGGGGGCAUGCGGCAACACCAACAUCCAUGCAGCAGCAACUAUCGAAUAGAAUCACAGCCGCUGGCAUCCAGUUCAUUCCUCAAAUGCCAUCCACGAACCCGAAGGAGCAAAAGCAACUGCAGAAGCCUCAAAAUGGCAACAACCCACAACAGUCGAUUUCACCUUCUUCUGAAGCAACCAAGCAGAGUUCAGCUUCCUCAAAUGCGCCAAUAUCACAGCUUUGUGCGCAAGAAGCGACCACUGCUACUGAUCCGAAACCGUCAACACCGAAACCUAUCCAAACAUUUGAACUAAAUAAACAAUCGCAAAAACCACCAACAGCUGUGGGUCAUGAAAAGCCAACACAAAAAUUGGCGGAAAGCGUGUCGGUGAUCUGCAGCAUUGAAACCAACACACCUGUGGAUAAAGCGACAAUCAAAUCAUCGGUUCAGCAGAAUAGGGAUUCUGCAACGCCUGCACUCAACGUUGAAGAAUCCGCAGUGUCUGUAGGCGCAGUGAAACCAUUGGAUUCGGUCAUAAAGAAAGCUGAUGCGUCGGAUCAUAAGAGCGCACACAGCAUCUCAGUUUCACAACUCCCGGAGGUGGAGGCCAGAACCGACAAAUCUACUUCCAUACCAACAAUAAACCAGACAAUAGCGAACCCAAACGAGAAAGACAGUGCGAGUUCGCAGCGUGGUACAAAUGCAACAACAACAGCAUCAAAUAUUGCGGAUAUAGCCAAAUCUUCAUCGUCUACAAUGGCACCAAACUAUGGUAAUUCAACUGAGAAUGCUUCCAGUAAACAGACGACAUAUAGUGCGCCCGAGUCAAGUGCCACAAGUAGCACCGAGCACGAAACCGAAGACGAAACCGAAACUAAGCAGACAACUGUUAUGUUGGAAGGAUCUGGUGCUGCAACUACGAUGACUGGAAAUCUUGGUUUCGGGCGGCCCAGUGCAAGUACACGUGGCGCAACUGCCAGGCGCGGUCGUCAGCCGCGUGGUGGAAAGAAGCAAACUGCGGGGCUUGUAACAUCCGUAUUGACGCCUCAGUUGGCGGCUCCUCCUCAGGAGCCCAGUGGCGUUCAAACACGUUUACGGAAACCUGCAACGGUAACGCCAGUGAUACGGGGACGUAAAGGUCGUCCGCCGCGUAAUCUUUUGGCACAACAACAACAGCAACAAGUUGCACAACACCAGCCUCAAAUGUCGCUGGCUGCGGAAACUGUUGACACAGGUAUCGAGAAAAAAGCUCGGAAUCAAGCUGCGACCGCAAGAAGUGGUCCAGCUGUUGGUGGCUCAGAUGUGUACGAGUUUCACGAUGACUCUGGAGAGGAAUCAAAAACAACACAAGACAGUAUUCACAGCUCGGGUGGUUCAAGUGGCAGUGAUGUGCGGCCUCGUUUGAUUUUAACCAUUAAACCUGGUCAAGCAGCACCUAUUGUAAAAGCUAGUGAAAAGCCAAAUGUUCCUUCCCCAGAGGAAACACCUACCUCAAUAGCCCCUUCGACACCGACGCGUCAGCAACAAGAACCCGCUAACGUCGCGUCAGGUGUUCAGCUUGAGCCAAGUGAUGGUAACAAAACCGAGGCCCCUAAAUCUAAAACUGCAUCUAGAACAUCGACUGCCGCGCAAGCAGCGCAGCUACCGGACAUGCCUAUCAUGGACAUUAUUCAGGCAGCUCCUGUCAUCGCGGCAGUGACUUCGUCUUCUGCAGCAGCAACAUCGAAUAAAUUAGAACAUUUGCUGCCAUCUCAUGCAACAGCAGCGGCCCAAAUGAACACAUUAGACCUACUUGCCAGCCCGGGCGGUACUCUCGCAGGGGCAAACACCAGAAAAUCGCGUCGAUUGCAAGAAAAAGACCGCUGUACAAUUGACGAUAUCAUUGAAGACGUUGUGCGUAAUACUGCGCCUUCAGCUGCAGCCGCUAUUGCCGCUGCAUUGUACCCGAAAGGUCCGCAGACCCCUCCUAGACGUUCAGGACGUAAUGCAAAUACCAUAAAUUCGAAAAAGGGCAGUGGUGGGGAUACACCCACGCACACACCUUCAUCGCCGGCCGUAGGACGCCCACGGCGGUCUAAAGAUCGCAAAGGCAGCAUUGAACACGCCAAUGCCUCACUUGAUCUCUCUUCAAGCGAUACAGAUGAACAACAUAAGAGAACAGUCGCUAUGCCGACGGAACAAGAGCAGCGUUCAUUAACAUCUACUGCAGCAACACAUGAAGAAGAAGUAUUAGCUGUAAGCGUACAAAAUAUUUCUUCGAGCACUUCGAACGCUGCUGUUUCGAAGCCUUUGCAAGUAACAUCUGCAACAACUAAGCCAACAUUCAUAGGAUCGAAAGUGUUGACAACAAUGCCGACAUCGCAACAGCAACAGUUACCCACUUUAGGCGGGUCAACGCAAACUCCAGCUCAACCUUCAAUGCAGACGGAACCACAGCCAAUAACAAUGCAAACCCAUCACGCUUUGCCACAACACCCGAAAAAGAAGGCGCUCGCUGCGGCCGAAAUAGAGUCACUUGCUGCCAGCAAUAGCAGUCCUAAAACUAAAAACGGUCGCGAGGAAAGCAACAAUCCAUCUGCGUUGUCAUUAUCGAUUGGUGAAGUACCUGCCCGUCAACCCUUACCCACAACCACUCUUAAAAAGGGUGGUGGAAUCGCGGAUGCAGCGAGUAAAGCACUUAUCGACCCAGUCACAGGAAUAAUCAGUGACAAUAUUAAGGAGUGCAAAGAAAGUAACAUUCCACCUGCCACGGCGACUGUAGUUGCCACGGCUGCAACCUCUUUAGCCACCAUCAACAAAACGCCUUUGGAUGCGAAGAAAAUGAUGCAGGCGGCCAUAGCUGCGGCAACCGCAGAAACCGCAGUGCAGUCGCAUGAAAUUCGUGGCGCGGCACCGUUGAUAAGCAGAGGCGUAACCAAUACAAUCAAUUCGCAAAUGCCACAAAUGAUCGUGCAAGCGACACAGGCCUCGAAUACGGCACCUACAUCCGCGGCCAUGAAGCCGUUACAGGUGGAGGCUUCGCCCAAGACACUAAGCACUCCUAUCUCCUUGUUGAACAAAUCAGCUGUGAGUGUCGUUGUUAAGACUACAACAACGCCAGUCAUCAUAAAGCAACAAAUUGUGCAGCCCCAAACGACGAUAACACCUGCGGUGACGGCCAGCACUAAACAAUCCAUUGUAGUGCAACAGAGUCCAUUGGUGAUGCACGCUCAGCCGUCAAAUGUGCGCCCGCCCACGCUAAAGGCUCACGUCCUCAAUAGCCAAAAAACGCUGCAGCAACAAACACCUACACCACACCACCUUGUGUCACAGGCGCAACAGCUGGCGCACCAACAAACCCAACAGCAAGCGAAACACAUCGUAGUAACUAAUUCCAAUCACGUGAUUGCAUCCAAUGUAAUAACAACAAGGCAAACACUGCAGCAACACCCAGCUCCACAACAAUUGUUGGUGAAUAUACCACCACCGAAUGCUCAGCAAGUGUCAGCGAACAUAAAUUCACCGCACAUGCAGCAACAGCAGCAUUCGUCACAGCACCAGCCGGCACAGCAGACACUCGUAAUUAAGCAAGGGCAGACCGUCACCGGUCAGCAGACGCCACAUCAGCCUGUGCAUGUCCUCAACUCCAAAGCAUCGGCCGACGUGCCAACUACAGCUCAGCACCACCAUCAGGGUAGCAACAAGCCACAACAAGCAGCAACAUAUGCACCACCGCCAUUGACUCAACAGUCGCAAAUAACAGUGUUGACGCCACAGCAACAACACCAGUUGAUUAAGCAGCACCAGCAGCAGCAGCAUCAACAACAACAACAGCAACAGCAGCAGACAGUGCUUCAACCACCGGUCAGUGUCUCGAUGGUAACGCAGCAGCAGCAGAAAACUGCGCACGCUCAGUUGCCGCACGGCGUGUCUGCUGUCCAUCACCAGAGUCACAACAAAAUUCAGCAACAGCAACAACAACCACAACAACAGCAGCCACCACAAGCGCAACAGCAGCAAGCGCAAACAUCGCCGCUAGUAAUGCAACCAGGUGGCAUUAUUGGCUUGCAGCACCCAACCAUGUUGCUGCAGACCAAGCCAUCGACUCUGCUACAAGCGCAGCAAGCCCAUCAGCAGAUGACGCCGUCGCCGCCCUUACAAGGCGGAGUGAUGUCGGUCGCUAGCGGCACAAAAUCGGCAAUCGCUGCCAUGCACACGCUGCAAUCGCAGGGCGUACAAAUACUGCCCGGCAGUGUGGCGAGCCCUCCACCUUCGGCGCUCAAGCAGCCAUCGGCGCAGCAGCAACAACAUCCGCUCAAUAGUGCCAGCGUUCCAGGUGUGGGCAGCAUUCGCACCAGCAUUCCAACCCUGAGUCCUCAGGGCCAAACGCGAGUAACGCCGCUUCUUCUGCCGACGGGCCUGCCGAUGCCACCUUUUGAGCCAAAUAUGAGCGAGGCCAGUUUUCCUGUUGGUGGAAUUCGAGGUGUACCAGCACGUGACUCGUUUAUCAUCUACCAGCAUAUUUUGCGCAAUCAACAGGAAACAAUCAACGCUUCUUUGCGUGGAGAAUUUGACGAGAAAGUACUCGGUGGCAGUCCGCCAUUGGAGCUACGCAGGCCAGGCAGUGUCCCACGCACGAUUGCUGUGCCGCAUGGCCUUCAGAGUCCACAAGACCGUGCUACAGAUUCGCCUCAAAUAGCUCAGGUGUAUGUACACAACACCCGCAUACCACAUCCCCAUUACUCGGAGCGCGCAUUUUACGAGGCUGGUCGCCAAAUACCCAUCGAACCUCCGCCAGCGCAUCGUUCGGUGUCAGCGCACAGUGUGGUGGCUCCCCCACCACCGGCCACAGUGCCACCACCAGGCGCAGGUGCAGCCAGUCCAUUCAUAGGUGCGCCAACGGUACAGCUGUCGUCAGCAGCACCAAACGUUACCACUAGCAGUGUGAAUGUGCAGCCGCCAGCAGCAGCUGUUGCGCACCUGCAUCCUGUACAACUGCUGGAACACGAGCGCGAACAGCGCGAGCGAGAGCAACAGCAGCUGCAGCGUGAAAAGGAACGAAUAGCAAUGACAGGCGCUAAUGCGGAUAAUAUACCAGUUGGUGCGCAAUCCGCCACUCAAACUAGAAACAUGCAAGUAGCGACGCCACCUCAUGCCAAUCUACAAGUGACACAACCACCCCCGGCCGACUCCCUUCUCACUCUACUGCAACGCUAUCCAGUCAUGUGGCAGGGCCUGCUGGCGCUCAAGACCGAUCAAGCGGCAGUCCAGAUGCAUUUCGUAUUCGGAAACCCACAUGUUGCGCGCGCAUCCCUACCAUGCAACCGAGACGGCAGCACACCACCACUGCGUAUAGCUCAACGUAUGCGACUGGAGCAAACACAACUGGAGGGGGUGACUAAAAAGAUGCAGUUUGAAAACGAACAUUGCAUGCUGCUGGCACUACCAUGCGGGCGUGAUCACGCCGACGUACUGCAACAGUCUCGUAACUUGCAAACUGGCUUCAUUACCUACUUGCAGCAGAAAAUGGCUGCAGGCAUAGUGAACAUACCGGUACCGGGCAGUGAACAAGCAGCUUAUGUGGUGCAUAUAUUCCCAUCAUGCGACUUUGCUAAUGAGAACUUGGAGCGGGCAGCACCUGAUUUGAAAAAUCGCGUGGCAGAGAUCGCCCAUUUGCUGAUAGUAAUAGCAACUGUCUAAGCUGUCCAACUGCCGCACAACGCAUUCAAUAAAAUGCCAAAUUCUGAGUCUAAAGGCAUAACAAACGGAUGUGCAAUUGUGGAAACCAGAUUUUAAACACUACCUAACUACUCUCAUUCUACCACUGACCAAAAGUUACAAUAAAUAUUACCUGAUUGACGAAGUAUGAAGUUUGUAUGUUCUAGACAAGCCUCAGUGUAUCGAAUAUGACUACUUGAAAUAAUGGAGAAACCUACAGCAAAUAACAAAUAAGAAUUAAGAUUAUUCGCAGCACCGCUCGUACACAACAAUAAAUGAAUGAACGUGAGAUACACAAGUGUACAUACAGAUGUGACGGCGGGGCAAGUAUAAUUUAUUUCAUUUAAUGGUAAACAAUUCUAGAAGUUAAGUUCUAGGCAAAAAAUGUUUGAGAAAAAAAAUAAAAGUAAAAAAUAUGGAGCAGAACCAAGAUAUCUACAAGCCUGUUAUAAACAACAAACGCGUAAAUGCGUAAAAACUUAGAUCACACAUAACCUAGAACUUUGAUUAAGAAAAUCGUUAAGAUAAAAACAAAACGCAAAACGCAAAUCGUAAAUACAAAAAUCAGUACAGAUUUUAAAGGUAUGGAGUAUCCGUGUGUGUUGUAUUUGAAAACGUAAUAAAUUUGUGUACAAAUACAGAAAAGCGCAUGCCCGCUGACAAACAGCCAAACAGGCACAAUAAGAGAAAAUUUAGCAAAACCGAUAUUAAAAUGAGAAGAGCAAACAAAUAAAAAACUACACGAUACACGAUAAUGCGUGCAAAUAUUCCAAGAGGUAUUCCUAAUUUGGAAAAUGAAUUAAAACAAAAAAUGAAGAAAAAAAAUUUAAUUAUAUGAACUUGUUAAAAUUGUAUAGAACUUUAAUUUUUAUGCUGUUAAGCAAAUUGUUAUAAAUAAGCUUUGUGAAUACCUCUAUUAUUUUUUAUGUCUCUAGUUUUCGACACCGCACUUGUUUUAUGAAUAACAUUUUCCUUAGUACAGUACGGAAAAAUCGAAGCAAAGUUAUAAAAAUAUUAGUAAGAAUAAACAUAAAACUAAUUUUACGGAUAUUAACUAUGAAAAUUGUAAUUUAUUUAUGAUCUCAAAUUAAAGAAAAAAUCACUUCUUAUUUGCUUUAUUUUUAGCAUGAGAAAUUAGCAAAUAAAGCGCAUAGAAAUUUCUUUCCUUGAAAAUGACAUCAGACUAAAGCAGAAAUUACAGUUAAAACACAAUUAAAUAAGGACAAAGUUAGUCUAUGCAUGCGUAUAACAAUCCAAAAGGAAGCAAAACGGCUGAUCGAUCACGCACGCACGCACAGUAUGCACAGUGCUUAGAUUUAUUGGAGGUUUGCACUUCGACCUCACGACCUUUUGUGCCUAGUUUCGUGCGCAGUGCUCAGUCGAAGGCGUUGAAUCAGUGGGAUUGUAAUUUCCUGCUACCUACUUUUUUACGGAACAUUUCGCCGUUGUUUGCUAUCAAUUUCUGCUUAAAGCUGCGCCAUUUUUAGCAAACUCCACCGAAAUUUCCAAUCCAGUGUUUAGUUCACACGUUUGUUUUGUGCGUAUGUGUGUUUUUAAGUUUACGAUUAAUUUACUAACAAUUAUAAGGUUCUAAGAAUGCCUUAGAUGCUUGUUAUAUUGUAAGUUCAAAUGCCAAAAACAAAUGAAACAUAAGACAAAACUAAAACUAAUAUUGAUGAAUGCUGCUUAUAUUUUAAAUACAUGCAUAUGUACAUACACACCUCAUCAUACAUGAACAUACAUGACAAAAUUAACAAAAAAAAAAAAAAUUGCGCGUUCUAAGUCUAUGUAGACCGACAA